Messenger RNA from Mercenaria mercenaria, 1459 nucleotides. RefSeq lists its product as uncharacterized. NCBI's taxonomy places the organism in Eukaryota, Metazoa, Mollusca, Bivalvia, Venerida, Veneridae. The record is from RefSeq and is a predicted model, not a curated record. Bases 1 to 672 code for a protein of 223 amino acids. The transcript is spliced from 3 exons.
AUGGCAAAGUCACAUAAAUAUUCCGUGGUCCAGUCGUCAAGUGUUAGGUACGCUAAUGUCACUAAAUCUUACCCAAACACUAACAAGCUACCAUGUCUCGCAUUAUGCGAUUUAAUGGAUGGGUGUUCGUCUGUCAACCAUAACUCGGAUACGCACGAGUGUGAGCUUACCAGUCAUGUUCCAAGUAUUCUGGCUCCUGAGCCAGCAACGGCUUCAAACUGGAGGGUAUAUUACAAUGAUCGUUUCAUUCAUGGUGUUGACGCAUGGCAAGCUUCAACGUACUAUUUCCUCUCGUCAAACCUCGCUAUUGAUGGUAACUACAAAAAUUAUAUUGAGGAAGAUAUCUCUGGGCACUGUGCCCAUACCAACGGGGGAAGCUCCUCCUGGACUAUGGAAUUGGAGCGCGUUGCAGAUGUGUCUUACGUCAGAAUAUACUUCAGGAAUCAAAUGGCAAAUAAUUUCAGAAACACCAAUAUUCGUUUGCUGAUAUCUGAAACAAAAGAGGAUUCCGACAACAACAUCGGUACAGACUGUGCUAACUACGUCGGACCUCCGGAAUCGCCUGCUCUACCAGUAAAAGUCACGUGCACUCAACCUGUAACAGGAAAAUUCCUGAAGCUCAUACGUGCAGGAACACUGACCCUUUGCGAAGUUGAGGUUUAUUCUGUUUAGUAUGUUAUCAUUAUACUACUGAAAUGGAAGUUUGUUCUUAUCAGCAUGAAAUCACUCUACUUAAGUUGAUGUUUAUUUUGUUUAAUUUGUAAUUAUUAUACUACUUAAGUGGGGGUUUAUUCUCUAUGUAUGUAAUCAUAUUUCAAAAGUUGAGGACUACUCUGUUCAAUAAGGAAUCAUUAUACUAAUCAUUAUGCUACAGAAGUGGAGGUUUAUUCUGUUAAAUAUGAUACUAUAAUACUUAAGAUUUAUACUGUUAAGUAUGAUACCACACUACAUACGUUAAGGUUUAUUCUGUUCAAUAUGUAAUCGUAACACUACUGAAGUGGAGGUACGUUCAGUUCAGCAUAUUAUCAUUACUCUAUUAUAGUUGAGGUUUAUGCUGAUAAUAAUGUUAUCAUUAUACUACUGAAUUUUGGUAUAUUCUGUCAUGUAUGUUAUCUUUAUACUACUGAAAUGGAAAUUUAUUCUGUUCAUUAUGUAAUAAUUAAACUAUUGAAGUUGAGGUUAAUUCCGUUAAGCAUGUUAUCAUAACACUAUUGAAGUUGAGGUAUUCACUGAAAAUUAUGUUAUCAUUACAUUACUGAAUUUUAGAUUUAUUCUAUCAGGUAGGUAUGUUAUCAUUAUACUACAGAAGCGGGUUUUUUUUUUCUUUUAAGCGUGUAAUCAUAUUUCUAAAAUUGAGGUUUAUUCUGUUAAGAAUGAUACUGUACUACUUCAGGUUCAUUCUAUUCAAUAUGUAGGUUAUACUUCUGAAGUUGAGGAUGACUUCUAUUCAGUAAAGCAU